Messenger RNA from Rattus norvegicus (Norway rat), 527 nucleotides. Lineage: Eukaryota; Metazoa; Chordata; Mammalia; Rodentia; Muridae. The record is from RefSeq and is a predicted model, not a curated record.
CUGCGCUCCUUUCCGAGACCUGUGGUGCGUGCUGUGGAGCCUUGUCAAGUCUGCUGUCCUAACUCACCGCUGUUCGCUCCUGCUGAGGAACAAGUCGGUCAGGAAGCUACCUACGCCUCAGCCACGGCAUUUAAAGAUACCGGGAAGACUCCCGUGGAGCCCGAAAUGGCGAUUCACCCGAUUCGAAUCACGCUCACCAGCCGCAACGUGAAGUCGCUGGAAAAGGUUUGUGCGGACUUGAUCAGAGGCGCAAAGGAAAAGAAUCUGAAAGUGAAAGGACCAGUGCGCAUGCCUACCAAGACACUGAGAAUCACUACCAGAAAAACCCCUUGCAGUGAAGGUUCCAAGACGUGGGAUCGUUUCCAGAUGAGAAUCCACAAGCGACUCAUUGACUUACACAGUCCUUCAGAGAUUGUUAAGCAGAUUACUUCCAUCAGUAUUGAGCCUGGAGUGGAGGUUGAAGUCACCAUUGCAGAUGCCUAAGUCAACUGUUUAAAUAAAUUGACUUAAUUGUUAAAAAAAAAAAA